GAGACCUGACUCACUCAAAUCGAUAGCAGGGCAGGACCAGCUUGAUGAGCUAGCAGAGUGCACCAGGCAGCUCCACUCUAUAAAAAGUCUUUGGUCCCGAACGGAAAGUCGUAAACGGUAUGCGAGAAAUGAUGUUCUGCGGCACGGGCAGCUUCAAGGACGUCGACAAGGAGGAGGCCGGCGGUGGUGCCGGCGCGAAGGCGAAGCCGGCGAAGAGCAAGAAGGGGAAGGGCAACCCCUACGCGUCGCGGGGGCUCGACAAGUUCUCCACCGUGCUCUCCGAGCUCGAGUCCCGGCGGGAGAAGAUCCUGCGGCGCGUUGGCUCGGACGUCGACGCCGACCACCUCAUGGUCCGGUUCGUGCAGUCCGAGGCCAAGGGAUGGGUGUCCAUCGUCGUCAAGCUCCCACAGGAGGAGCAGCAGGCUACGGAUGCCAAGAGCGAGGCCAAGAAGAGCAAGCAGGCGACCAAGCCGACAACGCGGCCGAUGACACCGCCCACGGAGCCUGGCAGCCCCAAGGAGGACGCUGCUAAGCUUGUGCCUCCGGCGGCGAAGGCAGCGCCAGCAAAGAAGAGUAAGGCCGGCGGCGAGAGGUGGUCGUGGUCCUGGGGGAGGAAGGUGAGGCCGCACCGCUACUGGCUGCUGGCCAUGGCGCUGCUGCUGCUGAGCCUGGUCGUGUUCGGGAGGGUGUUCGCCAUCUGCUGCACCUCCAUUUGGUGGUACCUCUUGCCGAUCUUGAAAAGCGAGGAAGGGCAGGUCGCGACGAGAACACCGGCAGCGAAGGCCUGCAAGGAUCUUGGCAAGGCGGGUGACAAGCUCGCUGCCGUGGCACCGCCGCUGCCUCCUUCGCAUGGCAAGAAGAGCAGCUCCGGUGCUGCUCAUGAGGUGGUUUCACCGAGGAGCCAUGCACAUCGAAAGAAAGGGUGAAUCGCAAGGAUUCACCACACUCUGCAGGAUAUCUUGUGCUGUAGUCUGUAAAUUUUUUGUAUAGUUGGGUGGCCAGAAAGAUCAAAAUUUCCAGGUUAUCUUUCCUUCUUUUUUUACAUUUGAUUUUUCUUUCGUGCCUGUAAAUGUGCAUCGGCCCCUUUUAUGCGAGGCUACCCUAAAAGUGUUUAUAAAGCAUAGAUUGUUCGACAUAAAUUAUCGAA
Phragmites australis (common reed) is the source of this 1147-nucleotide messenger RNA. RefSeq lists its product as uncharacterized. The coding region runs from base 120 to 926 and encodes 268 amino acids. The record is from RefSeq and is a predicted model, not a curated record. NCBI's taxonomy places the organism in Eukaryota, Viridiplantae, Streptophyta, Magnoliopsida, Poales, Poaceae. The transcript has a single exon.